GAUGAUGCUUACCAGCUGUUUGUUUCUUUUACUCUUCAGAACCAAAAGAGCAUACCCCAGAUGACACGGGCAGUCUGGGCAGCUGAUGGAUUAAGAGGUUUUUAUAGGGGUAUUACUCCUGGAGUUACUGGGUCUCUGGCGACCGGCGCAACAUAUUUUGGUGUGAUAGAGUCAACCAAGCAGUGGAUCGAAGAAUCACAUCCAAACCUUGGUGGUCACUGGGCUCAUUUCAUUGCCGGAGCUAUUGGAGAUACACUUGGUUCUUUUGUAUAUGUUCCAUGUGAAGUCAUGAAGCAACGCAUGCAGGUUCAAGGGACAAGGGAAUCAUGGAGUUCUGUCACGAUGAAUGACAACUUUGCUAGGAAGCCUGGUCUCCCGAUGUAUGGUUAUUAUUCCGGGACUUUCCAUGCUGGCUGCUCAAUAUGGAAGGAGCAAGGACUAAAAGGAUUAUAUGCAGGAUACUGGUCUACACUUGCAAGAGAUGUGCCAUUUGCUGGUCUCAUGGUUGUGUUUUAUGAAGCCUUGAAAGACAUGACCGAGUAUGGGAAGCAGAGAUGGAAUAUGAAUCGAAAUGGCUUUAUUAAUAGUUCUAUGGAGGGGCUCAUAUUAGGAGGAUUAGCUGGUGGCUUCAGUGCAUAUCUUACCACUCCCUUAGAUAUCAUCAAGACAAGACUGCAAGUACAGGGAUCGUCUUUAAGGUAUAAUGGCUGGUUGGACGCAAUUCAUCGCGUUUGGACCACAGAAGGCGCGAAAGGAAUGUUCAGAGGUAGCAUUCCCAGGAUAACAUGGUACGUCCCGGCUUCCGCUCUCACAUUCAUGGCUGUAGAAUUUCUCCGACAGCACUUCAACGAAAGAUUAAGUAAUGAGAAAGUGGAAGAAGUAGCUUUGUUAUCAGUAGACAGAAGAGGAUCUUCUUUGCAUGAGGUCGUUUAAAAAGCUGUUGUAUUAGAUCAUAGUUUUUCCCACAGAUUUAAUAGAAAAAGAGUAAUUCUAUUUGUAUCAUAUCAAACUCGACAGAUUUUCUGAGAAUAACGCUAUUGUAUUU
Messenger RNA from Morus notabilis, 1045 nucleotides. RefSeq names its product S-adenosylmethionine mitochondrial carrier protein. The annotation marks the transcript as partial. The transcript has 7 exons. The record is from RefSeq and is a predicted model, not a curated record. Lineage: Eukaryota; Viridiplantae; Streptophyta; Magnoliopsida; Rosales; Moraceae.